AGGUAUGCGGCAUUGGCAACGCCUCCGGCGUCAGCCAGCCAGCGAAUGCCUUGCCUUCAACAAAGGCGUUGAGUAUUUGUUUUCCCCCCACUACUCUUGCGGCUAUCUCCUAUCACUGAGCACUGUUUACACGAUAAUCAGCUAAUCUCCGACUCCACGGAAGUCACGGUUAUCCAAGUGCGCCGCUUUUUAUCCACUCCUAGUUUUGUAAACAUCGCAAGAACGUGGUCAUGCCUGUGUUAAGUCGCUGCUGGACUCCCUUCAUGUUAUAUCACUGGACUAAUCUCCGCUAUGGGAGCUUCUACGCGGCGAUGUACACGGCGGUGGUGCAUAUUCUCUUCAUCUUCUACGCCAUCUAUGCGGUAUCCGGUGGGAGGACCGACUACUUUUUUAGCCCCUAUUUCGAACUUUCUAAGAAAGGAACGGAAGUGGCAGCGGGGCUGACGAUAAUCUUUGGCUUGUUGUUCCUCAUCUUUGCACUGAUGCUCGACAUUGGAGUGAAACGGGAUAACCGGUGCCUGUUCUUCCCGUGGAUGGUCUCGGUCGUCAUCGAGAUUCUUCUCAUGAUCGCCAUCGGACUGUGGUACAUCGGGCGUUACUACAGAAAUCUCUACUCCGUCCUUGCCGCAAUCAUUCUGUGGUGCAUUGAUGGCGUCCACGUCUACUGCUUCAUGUGCGUCGUAUCGCACUACCAAGUCGUCCGCGACCUCCAGGAACCCAAGUUCCAGAUCCUAUACCCGUGAUCCCCCUGCACAGCCCAAUUCUGGAUGGCAGUUUGGUUCCGGUUACUGUUCAGUCCCGGUUAUAUUGUUUUUAGUGACACGUGUGCACGUACACAAACGCGCACACGCUGUAUUUAGAAUGUAGCCAUUCCGUCCGUUUUCAUAUUUUCUCCCAUGGCUGCCCAUGUUGGUACCCAAAACCGAUGGAGGAAUGCAAUCUCAUCAUCUUUUUCGAGUCGUCGUCGUGGUACCUCGGCUCGCUCUUCUCAUUGUACAUGUCUGCACAUACUCUGGAAUCGUGUCGAUCCUCGGGAGGUGUUUCCGAGUCUGUUGUUUCUGGAGGGUCUACUCGGAGGCCAUAGCUUCUCUGUGUUCUCGGGCACCUUACGCCAUCUCACCUGCUUGUGCUGAAAAUGAAACUCGCAAAUUCCUUGCUUGUGGCCAUACUGGCACGUUACGAGCCAGUCUUGAUUCCCCAUAAGUGAACCAUCCAUUCUCUAUUGGAAUGUGAAAAGUCCUAUGGCUUAAGAAAGCCAAAGAACUAUGUCUUGCAGGCUUUCGUUUGCCAUAAUGGUUUUCUGGAAUGGCAGCUGAUACCCAAGUUAUAGAAGCUACCUUUUUCUUAGCCCACGGGUUAGCUUGCAAGUGAUUGGCCCACACUCAAAACUUUGCUGCCCUAGGCACUUUCCACUCUGGGCAUUUCCUGCCUUAAGCAAUUACCUCCCUGGACAGCUGCCUGCUCUUCCUAUUACAGAGUGUUUGCAAUGUUGACUGCCAGCCCUUGAAAAUUGAUGAAUGCCAAGACGUGCUGAACGAUGUGAAAGCAAAUGACGUUGUGAGAGAGAAGUUUUGCAUGGUGGUUUUACUUUAAAUCAAGUUCUACGGCAAUAGUGUCGAGAUGUAAUAGGAAGCUCAAGAGUUUUGGCAUUCCUAAAUAUCCGGUGAUUGGUCAAAGUGCCAUCUUUAGGGAAUGCCUUCAAUUCUGAGUUUGUGCGUAGUAUGAGGGCUUCUCUCAUCUCUCGCCUUGUUUGAGAGUAUAGUGACACCAGGAUUGAAUCUCGUGUUUGUUUUAUUCUUUACAACCAAGCUUUUGGAGUUGAAGACUUUACACAUUCAAAGACAAAGAUCGAGACGUUUUGCAGGACAAAACGAAAACAUUGCAGGUGCUACGCUGGGUGCCAACUCAAACAAGUGGCAUCUCCCAUCAUAUUUUGUAAAGUGUUGUGCAUCUUUUUUUGUAUAAGUGCUACGAAACUGCCAUUUGAAGGUAUGGGGAGGAGAGAGGCUAAUGAAAUUGUCCAUAGCCAGCGACAGGCUGAGAAUUCGGUACAAGUUCUGCCUCCAGCGUGCUUGUUACCUUCGGUGGGGCUUUGGCUGCACUUCCGACCAAGUGUAACCAUAAACAAAAAACUCACGCCGGAGCAUCUAGUGAAUUCUUAACGUGUCGCAGACUAUAAGAUUGAAACACAUUGUUGUUUUAACAAGAAAAAAACUGCCUUUUGCUGGCAGUGAGUGUGCCUUCUCAGCAUUAGUGCGACCAACAGAGAUCUGUGAAGAGGUUGAGACUUGACGAUUUAUAGGAAAGCUUGGCUGGGCCAAAACACGCAUUGUUCCUUUUUGGCACUGUGAAAUUCCAGCUCGUUGGCGGCAUUUUGUCCGUUCAAUCUCGCAAAUAGUUUGUUAUUACGACAAGUAGCUCCCGAGCGUGCUUCUUUUUUAGAAGGCUAUGAACUUAUAUUCCUGAUUUGUAUGCUGCAAGAUGAACGUUGAAUGAUGGAAAGCACGUUGUAGAAACAACUGACUAACAGAGAGCACAUUGUAGUGGUUAGGCUGGUUCUGUAAAGCAUCCACCCUAAUUUUUUUGGCAAUAAAAGUGUUUGCAAUUGA
Messenger RNA from Ixodes scapularis (black-legged tick), 2609 nucleotides. RefSeq lists its product as uncharacterized. The coding region runs from base 231 to 743 and encodes 170 amino acids. The transcript is spliced from 6 exons. NCBI's taxonomy places the organism in Eukaryota, Metazoa, Arthropoda, Arachnida, Ixodida, Ixodidae. The record is from RefSeq and is a predicted model, not a curated record.